GUCAUGUGACAGACGUUAUGGCCGGUCAUCAGACAUCCCCUAUGUACCCUACAAAGGAGUUAUUGCUUUUGAUUUAAAGCUUUAAAACAGAGAAAUUUGUCGCAAAUUGUUACAAAAUAAGUAAAAUACUCGUUCAAAUUAAAUUUUCGAUGAGAAUUUUGAGCGUUUAAUUGUUCAGUACCAUACUGAAGAGUGGUAAGAACCCUGGGGUAUGAAGAGCAUUUGCAACCUUACAAGGGCUGGGUGAGCAUUAUCGGUUCAUUCUUCAGCAAGAUGGCGGUCGAUGUUGGCAUGUGGAACGUCCUUGUCAUGGGUUUUGCCUUCAUGUUCAUGUUCACAGCGUUUCAAACGACAACCAUGAUCGAGCCCACAGUGUUACAGAGUUUCAGAAAUAGUACCAACAAAGAUGAAAAGAUAGAUGGAUAUGUUAGCCUCGGUAUCAUCUAUGCUGUAUUCACUGUGGCUAACUGGCUGGCACCAUCCUUUGUUGGAUUAUUUGGACCAAGGGUGUCCAUGAUAGUGGGUGGGAUCUGCUAUGCGUUCUGGGUUUCUAUUGCAUAUUACAUAGAAACUUGCUCAUUCACACAGGGACUGUUUUCUUAUUAUUUUCAUGAAUUACCUCUUCUCUGCUUUCAGCCCACAGUGUUACAGAGUUUCAGAAAUAGUACCAACAAAGAUGAAAAGAUAGAUGGAUAUGUUAGCCUCGGUAUCAUCUAUGCUGUAUUCACUGUGGCUAACUGGCUGGCACCAUCCUUUGUUGGAUUAUUUGGACCAAGGGUGUCCAUGAUAGUGGGUGGGAUCUGCUAUGCUUUGUUUAUAGCAAGUCUCAUUCAGCCAAAAGCUUGGAGUGUGUACCUGGGCUCAGUUGUUAUUGGUUAUGGAGCCAGUGUUAUAUGGACAGGCCAAGGUAACUUUCUAACAAUAAAUUCUACUCCUGAAACCAUUUCAAGAAACAGUGGUAUCUUUUGGGCUUUGCUACAAUGCAGCUUGCUUUUUGGAAACAUGUAUGUGUACUUCCAGUUCAAGGAUGAAUCACAAACAAUUAGUGACUCUGUAAGAAGAACUGUGUAUACAGUGUUUACAACCGUGUGUGGCCUAGGAAUAUGUCUUUUAUUUCUUUUACGGAAACCAAGAGAUCUGACAUCACAUGGAGAUGAAAAUGGAGACGAAGAGCUGAGUCAAAGUAUCAGUUUAGGUGACUCUGUAAGAAGAACUGUGUAUACAGUGUUUACAACCGUGUGUGGCCUAGGAAUAUGUCUUUUAUUUCUUUUACGGAAACCAAGAGAUCUGACAUCACAUGGAGAUGAAAAUGGAGACGAAGAGCUGAGUCAAAGUAUCAGACGGUCCAGUGGCACUACUGGAAGAAGAACUGCUUUAGAAUCAUUUAAAAUUGCUGUGAAGAUAUUUUUCACAAAGGACAUGUUGUUGCUCAGCUUGUGUUUUGCAUAUACUGGUAUUGAGCUUACUUUCUUCAGUGGUGUGUAUGGCACAUGUGUAGGCAAUACAAAGAAGUUUGAACAUUCUAAACGUCAAAUUGGACUGGUAGGAAUGUUUAUUGGUUGUGGAGAGAUUAUUGGUGGCCUUCUGUUUGGUAUUUUUGGUAAAAGAAGCAACAAAUUUGGUAGAGAUCCAAUUGUAUUGUUUGGAGCUGCUGUGCACUGGAUAUGCUUUCUGCUUAUCUUUCUCAAUAUUCCUGAUAACACUCCUAAAACUGCUACUACAGCUUCAGCUGGGUCUUAUCAUGUAUUUUCUGAACCUAAUUUGCAAGUUGCUAUGCUUUGUGGUUUUCUGUUGGGCCUAGGCGACAGCAGCUUUAACACACAGAUAUACUCCAUUUUAGGUUCACUGUAUGGAGAUGACAGUGCCCCAGCUUUUGCAUUGUUCAAAUUUGUACAGUCCCUUACUGCGGCAAUUGCAUUCUUCUACAGCCUAAAGCUUGUCCUCAAAUGGCAGCUUCUUAUUUUAGUUAUUUCUUCGUUCUUUGGUACAAUUGGAUUUUUCCUUGUGGAGUGGAAAGUAAGACGAACUGCUAGGCAGGGAUAUCUUCCUAUUGCAAGUUAAUAUCCCUUU
Orbicella faveolata is the source of this 2070-nucleotide messenger RNA. Its product is annotated as UNC93-like protein MFSD11. The record is from RefSeq and is a predicted model, not a curated record. Lineage: Eukaryota; Metazoa; Cnidaria; Anthozoa; Scleractinia; Merulinidae.